AGAGAAGAGAAUUAAGAGAGAGAGAGGGGGUUGUGGAUAAACAAAAAUUAGAGCCGAGAGAGAUGGAUCGUGCAGGUGCAGUAGAUGCGCAAGUUAUGGGGCUCAUAAUUUAGAUCGUGCAGUAAAGUUGAAUUGUAUCUUCUCUCUCGCCAAAUUCUCAACUCCAUUGACACCCUUUCCUACCUUUUCUCCUCCACAUCGCAUAACUUCUCCGUCUCUUUCUCUCUCGAAACACUAAUUACAUCUAUAAACACUCGAUUUUUAACUUCACAACACGUUCCUUUCUUUUCGCAUUUUGAAUUACUUGCAGGCAUGUCUCUCCUUCUCUUUCUCUCUCUGUCUGGUAGUUACUCUUUCGUAUCUCUUUGGACUUGCUCUCCUUGUUUGGUUCCCGUGAAAAUAUCUUUAAAUGUUUUGUUCAUUAUGUCUACUAUCUUCAACACAAUUAUUGUUCAAAAAAUAAUUGCGCUAAUGUGAAUGGCGCCAUUUGAAUAAGGUCUAAUUGAAUUGCUCGUCUGUGAUGCAAAGUACACUUUUGAAUCUUUCUCUGUUAUAGUUCUUGAGUUAAAUGAGGAUACUCCCUAUGUGCUUUUCAAUCUUGCAAGUGCCCAGAUGCAGAAUCCACACCUUAGCUAAUUUUUGGCAGGAAAGCUUCCACAGCUUGCAUAGGAAAUGUGGAGACUACUCUAGCUUUAGGUUGCAUGGUUCCUAUGGCAAUGCGCUUGAAGGAGGAUACAGUAGAAGAUGGAUUAGAAGACCUUUGAGUACAAAAACAAAAGGAACAAAAAAAAUCACUCAAAACAGCGAUAGCAGUAAAUCAACCACUAUCAGGCAUGAAAUUUUGGAUGAAACCAUUUUGAAUAGUGCUACAGUGAAUGCAAAUAAAAAAGAAGUAAUUGAAUUCCAAAAAAUUCAAUACUGUAACAUUCAACAGAAGAUUGCUGAGAAUAAUGACUUGUCCAAGCUUGUCACAGUCAUCAUCUUUGAUCUUGAGACUACUGGCUUUAGCAGACAGAAUGAGCGAAUUAUUGAGAUUGCACUGCAAGAUCUUCAAGGAGGUGAAAACAGCACUUUCCACACCCUAGUAAAUCCAGAACGUUAUAUUGCAAAUUCAAAUAUUCACAAAAUCACAAAUCAUAUGGUCUCAAGACCUGGUAUUCCAAGGAUGGAAGAGCUGAUACCUAUACUACUACAGUAUAUCAGAAGCCGCCAAAAGCCUGGCGGCUAUGUACUGUUGGUGGCUCAUAAUGGCCGUACUUUUGAUGUACCCUUUUUGACUCAGGAAUUCAAUCGUCAUGGUUUUGAUAUUCCUUCUAAUUGGCUAUUUUUGGACACGAUGCCUUUAGUACGGGAAUGGAUGAAGUCUGAAGGAUUAAGUUGUUCAAGAAAACUGCAAGACAUUGCUGAGAAGCUUCUGAUUAAGAAGACUGGACCAGCUCAUAGAGCCAUGUCAGAUGUGGAGCUAUUAUCAUUAGUUUUUCAGAGGCUGACUUUCAGACUGAAACUGUCACUUGCUAACAUAGUUGUGAGGUGGUCGUUCACAGCCUUGGAUUUGACCAAUGGAAAGAAGAAAAGUUCCGGCUAGUUCAAAUUCUUAUUGUUCUGUAAUUUUUUAAGUUAUUCUUCUCGAAUAUGUGCAAGCCAUUUAUGUUAGUCAUACCUGUGUUGGGAAUCCCAUUUUUUGGCUGGGAAAAUGCAGGAAAUUUGUGAUAGCUGAAUAAAUUUGUAUUUAUUUGACAAGAAAGGAAGGUGAAAGCAACAUUACUGCUUGGUAAAUGAAAAUUUGGCAAAAGUUUACAUCCA
Messenger RNA from Jatropha curcas, 1803 nucleotides. It is a transcript of the gene DPD1, whose product is annotated as Polynucleotidyl transferase, ribonuclease H-like superfamily protein. The record is from RefSeq and is a predicted model, not a curated record. Gene Ontology annotation, biological process: DNA catabolic process. NCBI's taxonomy places the organism in Eukaryota, Viridiplantae, Streptophyta, Magnoliopsida, Malpighiales, Euphorbiaceae. Gene Ontology annotation, molecular function: 3'-5'-DNA exonuclease activity; nucleic acid binding. Gene Ontology annotation, cellular component: cytoplasm.